Ctenocephalides felis (cat flea) is the source of this 3828-nucleotide messenger RNA. Its product is annotated as retinal guanylyl cyclase 2-like. Lineage: Eukaryota; Metazoa; Arthropoda; Insecta; Siphonaptera; Pulicidae. Gene Ontology annotation, molecular function: ATP binding; guanylate cyclase activity; peptide receptor activity. The record is from RefSeq and is a predicted model, not a curated record. Gene Ontology annotation, biological process: intracellular signal transduction; protein phosphorylation; cGMP biosynthetic process.
GUUGUUAUUAAUCGUCAGUAAUAAAUCAUGUGCUCAUAUCAAGUAUUGUCUAGAAUGUAAUCAGUGCAGUUAUGAACUAUUUCGUACAAAAAUUUAUUAAUGAUAGUGCUGUUUGAAUGUGAAAAAUCAGACAUUUAUUUGUGGAACAAUGGUAAAACUAUAUUAUGAAAAAUUGGCACAUUCGAAGCAACUUUGUUUGCAGUGUAUUACGUGAUUAAUGAAGAUCAACAAUAAGCAGGUGAAUUUUAUCAUGGGAACUAUGGCGCAUUGGUUUGCGAUCGCCCAUUGGCAAGUGCAUUGAUGGACGCAUACAAUACUCGAGGGCGUACACUUGUUGUCGGUCGUCUGUCCGCAGAACAAAAGUUACUCACCGAUGACGUGUGCGGGGCACUCCGAGUACUUGCAGACAUGCGACCCGCAAGACCUGUGCUCUCCUGGGAAUGCCCGGAGCUCACAUAUUUCGGCAAUUGCAUAAUCCCUUCGAUAGAAGACACAGUGACGGCGAUAGCGGCUCUGUACGAACUAAUGAGCUGGCAGAACUCCAUAAUAAUCACAGUCGAUGAAGGAUGGUGGCCCAAAAUGGCUACUAAGAUUCAGAAAAUUAUAUCGCCUUCAAUAGUGAUUAUUGGUGUGGACGAACUAAUUGAAGAUGAUCUCUAUCAAGUUAUCAUAAUAUGCGCAUCGAUGCGCUCGGUAGCCGGCCGUAAAAUCCUCGCCGAGUUGAACGGUCUGGAUUUAUACCAGAGCAAAAUACUGAUCGUGGACGUGAACAGUGCAGUGUUUUACGACCAAGAUGUUACAGACAGUUUGUCGACUAGUCAACUUAACGGUACAUUUAAUAUAUCAAAUGAAACGAUAACAAGAUUUGGUGCCGGCGACGAUUUGAACGUAAUUUUAAAAGACGACAUCAAGAGGAACGUUUUAGUGCUCAGCGCUUACGCGUUAGACCAAGAAGUUUCUUUUAAACAUGAGUUGUUUGAACGUCUGGUUAUAUUAGACAAAGUUGUCGAUUCGAAUGCAAGCUCCAGGUUUACCUUUACGGUGCUUGACUGGAGAAAAGAUGAAGGCAUGCACAGAUUUUCGAGCGAAUGGAGACCGAUAUUGAGUUUGGAUUUGCAUAGAGAUUUAACGAAUGCGGCAAAUGUUGGCUUGAAUUGGACGCGCGUGACCAUGCGGGAAGGAAUGAGCUCGGAGGUCCUUGCGACGAGGAUGCAGCCUUAUUUUGCGGAAUGGCUUACGAGAGAGGUUUUUGGUCUCGGCGCAGAUUGCCGCCCGUUUUGCAUUGGACGCGGAGGCCGACAAGCCGCUCCAUGGAGUGUAGCAGCAGCAACCGGAGCCGCCGUAUUAGCUGUGGCGGCAGUAGUUGCAGGAGUGGCAGUUGCGGUCCGAAAUUAUGCCAUCAGGACACGUUUGUCUAAAGGACCCAAUCGUGUAGUUCUCACAGCUUCGGAUUUUGUGUUUCCGCAGCCUGCAGAUGCCAGAAGAGUGGAUGAAGGGAUCGAAGCGAUGCUUUGCUGCUGGCUGCAGCAAUUACAAGAAUUCGGCGGUCCGGACAUCAACAACGAUAAACCUGAUCUUAUCAAAGGAUCAGUGGGAUCCUUGAGAGCACUCGGAGCACUUGCAGGCAUCCAACCACCGAUCAUGACAUCAACAAAGCUUGCUUCGAGUAGUGGAUCCUUGACUAAGAAUAAUUGUACGUCGGGGGAUUUUAGAGCACGAUAUAAUGGAGACCUUGUGCAAAUGAAACAGUUGCCUGAUGGUCCACAAGAGUUACGUGCAAAAGCCAUGGAUUUUCUCGUAACUGCACACGGCCUACGACAUGAAAACUUGAAUCCGCUCAUAGGAUUUUUACCCGAUCCAGCAUACUCUGCUUUGGUCUUCGAAUGGUGUAGUCGCGGUUCUCUUCAAGAUGUUUUAGUUAUGGAUGAAAUUAAACUCGAUUGGUCAUUUCGAUUGUCUCUCCUUACGGACCUAGUCAGGGGUAUGCGUUACUUGCAUUCGUCGCCCCUGAGAGCGCACGGCGCUUUGACGUCGCGCAAUUGCGUCAUAGACGCUCGAUGGGUCUUGAAGAUCACAGACUACGGGCUUCCGUCUUUCUAUGAGGCCCAAGGAAUAGUACCGCCCCAAAAAUCAGCAAGAGAACUCUUAUGGACAUCUCCGGAAGGCCUGCGUGCUUUAUCCGGCAACAAGGGCUCGAAGAAAGGUAUGGCUCCGGCUACGCAGCCAGGCGACGUGUUUAGCUUCGGAAUAAUCAUGCAGGAGGUCGUGGUUCGUGGUGAACCUUACUGCAUGCUGUCGUUAACCCCCGAGGAAAUUAUAGAAAAAGUAAAAAAACCACCACCGUUGAUUCGUCCAUCAGUUUCGAAAGGUGCAGCACCGCCGGAAGCAAUCAACAUAAUGCGUCAAUGUUGGGCAGAACAGCCGGAAAUGCGUCCAGACUUCUGCGCCGUUUAUGAUCUGUUUAAGAAACUCAAUCAUGGACGGAAAGUCAACUUCGUCGACACGAUGUUUCAAAUGCUGGAAAAGUAUAGUAAUAAUUUAGAAGAUCUUAUUCGCGAGAGAACAGAACAAUUGGACAUAGAAAAAAAGAAAACUGAGCAACUCUUAAAUAGGAUGCUGCCGAGUUCCGUCGCGGAGAAACUGAAACUCGGUUUAGCCGUUCAGCCUGAAGAGUUUUCCGAAGUGACGAUUUAUUUCAGCGACAUCGUGGGUUUCACCUCAAUAGCCGCCCAUUGCAGUCCGGUGCAAGUUGUGGAUCUACUGAACGACCUUUACACGUGCUUUGAUGCCACCAUUAACGCUUAUAAUGUGUACAAGGUCGAAACAAUAGGAGAUGCAUACAUGGUCGUAGGCGGCUUGCCGACUCGAACACCGGAUCAUGCUGAGCAAAUUGCUUCGAUGGCACUUGAUCUUUUGCACCAGUCGGGGACUUUCAAAAUAAGACACUUGCCCGGGACACCUUUAAGAUUACGAAUAGGACUUCAUAGUGGACCUUGUUGUGCGGGUGUAGUUGGGCUAACGAUGCCGAGAUAUUGUUUAUUUGGCGACACAGUCAAUACAGCUUCUAGAAUGGAAUCAACUGGUAAGAACUGGAGAAUCCAUUUAUCGCAAGCCACUCGGGACUAUUUAGAGCAAGCCGGUGGAUACGUUUUAGAGGCGAGAGGUUCCACCGAAGUCAAAGGCAAAGGGGUCAUGACCACGCACUGGCUCCUAGGCAAACAUGGAUUCGAUAAACCUCUUCCUACACCUCCCACUCUUGGAGUAAAUGAAAAUAUUAUCAUAACUGCGUCAGAAACAUCGCUUCCAGCUAGAAGUAGCAUGACAACACAUUCAUUUCAAAGGCGUUCUCUUGAAUCAGCUAGCGAUCCUGGAACACCGUCAAAGUCUUGUUACGAAAAACACUACGGAACACAACAAAGAGAUCAUGUGAGCGAUCCAGAAGCAAUUGAAAAUCUCAGAAGUCCAGAUAAGAGGCAAGCCCAUCUCUCUUGCUCUCAAGAUGCAAGUGGAACAAGUUACCAUAAAAAACUUCUUCGACAUGUAAUAGAGGAGCAUGAUCUCAGCUCGCCAUACAACCAUUAUCGUUUGAGCCCUAGUGAUAGUAAUCUUAGUCAACCAACAAAUUCAAAAUCAUGCGAUCAUCGAUUAAGGUUUCUAAAAAGACAAUUUAGUUUAGAUAGAGUCAGAGCACCUUUGCACAAACAAAAUUCAGCCGGUGCUGCAAAUGAUUUGGAGAAAAUAGAAGAAUUACCAUUAAAAUCACCGAAAGUCAGCACUAUACCAAAAAAUGCUGUAUCACUAAGUGUAGACGCUUUGGCGUUGCAUUAA